AUGACCUCCCAGUACUCUCCUAGAACCAGAACAGCAAAACUCAAAACACACACACAAAAACCAAAUCAAUUCUCUCCAAAAUGAGAGACCCUUCAUCAACCACCAAAUCAUCACCAUUAUGGAAACCCUUCACGUCAAACUGCUGUUCGGUUGACGACCAGACCGUGUUCGGCAACCUUAGCCGCUGUCGUCCAUCCAAAUCGGAGUUCUCCAAGAACCUCGGACCCCUGCCCUCUUUCCGGCGACUCUCCUUUGCCGAUCUCAGCCGUUCAUCUUCGGCCAGGAUCAACGAGGAUCUCGCCCAUUCCCUCGGACCCGAAUCCGACCUCUUGGAUUUUCAGCUCUGCGAAUUGAAGCUGAUAACGCAGAAUUUCUCAAGGAAUUAUCUGUUGGGAGAAGGAGGGUUCGGAAAAGUGUACAAAGGCUUUGUCGAUGAGAAUCUCAGACAAGGUUUGAAGUCUCAGGCUGUUGCUGUUAAGCUCUUGGACAUUGAAGGUCUUCAAGGUCAUCGCGAAUGGCUUGCUGAGGUCAUACUGCUCGGACAGCUGAGGCACCCGAAUCUGGUCAAGCUGAUCGGGUACUGCUGCGAGGACGAGGAACGAGUCCUUGUCUACGAGUUCAUGCCACGUGGCAGCUUGGAAAAUCACCUCUUCAAACGGAUAUCGAUAACGCUGCCGUGGGCGACGCGUUUGAAGAUCGCGAUCGCGGCGGCGAAAGGCCUGGCCUUCCUGCACGACUUGGACAGCCCAAUCAUUUACCGGGAUUUUAAAACGUCCAAUAUCCUUAUCGAUUCGGAUUUUACGGCGAAACUGUCGGAUUUUGGACUGGCGAAGAUGGGUCCAGAGGGAUCGAAAUCACACGUCACGACUCGGGUCAUGGGUACUUAUGGUUAUGCUGCUCCCGAAUACGUUUCCACCGGGCAUCUAACGACGAAGAGCGACGUGUACAGCUACGGCGUCGUUUUACUGGAGCUGCUAACGGGAAGGAGAGCCACCGAGAAAUCACGCCCCAAGAACGAACAGAACAUCGUCGACUGGUCAAAACCCUACCUGACGAGCAGCCGCCGCCUCCGCUGCAUCAUGGAUCCGAGACUCUCCGGUCAAUACUCCGUCAAGGCCGCCAAGGAGAUGGCUCUUCUCGCCCUCCGAUGCGUUAGCCCUAACCCUAAGGACCGCCCCAGGAUGCCGGCGAUCGUCGAGUCGCUCCGAGAUCUCCAGCACCUCAAGGACAUGGCCGUUUCCUCCGGCCACUGGUCUCCGUCUCCGGCGAAAUCCGUCGGAUCUAGGGUUUCUCCGAAGGUUAGGGGCGGCAGCUGCCGGAAAUCGUUGCCCGUUUCGGUCAAAUCGUAAAAUUAGGGUUUGGUUUUUGGGGGCGAAUUAAAGUGAAGCCGCGCGUGGUAUUUAUGUGUAAAUAAACUCCAUAUAUAAUUAUAUAUAUAUAUAUAUAUGCGUGGGAUUA
Messenger RNA from Tarenaya hassleriana, 1458 nucleotides. Its product is annotated as serine/threonine-protein kinase At5g01020. Lineage: Eukaryota; Viridiplantae; Streptophyta; Magnoliopsida; Brassicales; Cleomaceae. The transcript has 5 exons. Bases 81 to 1349 code for a protein of 422 amino acids. Gene Ontology annotation, molecular function: ATP binding; protein kinase activity. The record is from RefSeq and is a predicted model, not a curated record. Gene Ontology annotation, biological process: protein phosphorylation.